AUGCCCACCCCGGGCGCAGAGUAUCUGGAUUAUGAUGGCGAUGAUGGAAAUGUCACCACGCUGAAUCACGUGCUAUGGAUGGUGGGUAUUGCGGAAAACGUCACAGUUGCGGAGGUCAUGGACGUGAGGGGAGACGUCGUUUGUGCCGAUAAUUAG
This is a messenger RNA of Diaporthe citri, 156 nucleotides long. RefSeq lists its product as uncharacterized. NCBI's taxonomy places the organism in Eukaryota, Fungi, Ascomycota, Sordariomycetes, Diaporthales, Diaporthaceae. The transcript has 2 exons. The coding region runs from base 1 to 156 and encodes 51 amino acids. The record is from RefSeq and is a predicted model, not a curated record.